Didymella exigua CBS 183.55 is the source of this 330-nucleotide messenger RNA. RefSeq lists its product as uncharacterized. NCBI's taxonomy places the organism in Eukaryota, Fungi, Ascomycota, Dothideomycetes, Pleosporales, Didymellaceae. The record is from RefSeq and is a predicted model, not a curated record. The coding region runs from base 27 to 317 and encodes 96 amino acids. The transcript has a single exon.
UUCGAAUUCACCCUAUUUCGUGAAGUAUGUGGACUACCUCCAGGGCAAUUCUAACGGUUCUACUAUGCAAUCCUCUCUUUCCCGCUGUCCUGCUCCUGUCCAUCGUUCUUCGCUCCGAUCAGAUCCCGACUAAGCCGCCACAGAUCGAUCUCCCGCUCAGCGCAGCGCCAUUCCUCCUCAGUUGCGAAGGAAGCCCUUCCAAUCUUCGCUCGUUGUACCGACGUUUAGCGGGAGUUGUCCCAAUGGUAUCGUUAUUGGCGGCACAUGUGCCAUUGUCCGCGCAGGCAGCGCUCUCAUUGGCCAGCUCGUUUAGCUAGCUCCCGCCCCGCA